AGAAGCUCUCACCGCACGCACGUCCCCUCCCUUCCCCCCCUCCACUUCCUGGGGCGUCGCAGAUUGUAUCGCGUGAGAGCCGCGGCUAAUUAGAAGGCGGAAGUGACGGCCGCUUCGCAGACCCCCGCAGCUGCUACGAGGCUGAAGCCGGAGUGGAUUGCUCCUCUGGAGAAGCUGGUUCCUCACUUCUCAGGUAUCACCGAGAGCUCAGCAUCAAGGCUGAACGGUACCGUUUAGAAGAAUGGAAGCAAACACACCUGUUGAAAUGUUUUCAAAAGUCCUAGAGAAUCAGUUGCUUCAGACCAGCAAACAAGUGGAAGAACAUUUGGAUUCGGAAAUUCAGAAACUGGAUCAAAUGGAUGAGGAGGAAUUGGAGCUCCUCAAAGAAAAGAGACUCAAGGCACUGAGGAGAGCUCAACAGCAGAAACAAGAAUGGCUUUCAAAAGGACAUGGGGAAUACAGAGAAAUCCCUAGUGAGAGAGACUUUUUUCAAGAAGUCAAGGAGAGUAAACAAGUGGUUUGCCAUUUCUACAGAGACUCCACAUUGAGGUGUAAAAUACUAGACAGACAUUUGGUGAUACUGUCCAAGAAACAUCUUGAGACCAAAUUUUUGAAGCUGAAUGUGGAAAAAGCACCUUUCCUUUGUGAGAGACUGCAUAUCAAAGUCAUUCCCACGCUAGCACUGGUGAAAGAUGGAAAAACCCAAGAUUUUGUUGUUGGAUUUUCUGACCUAGGAAAUACAGAUGACUUCACCACAGAAACUUUAGAAUGGAGGCUGGGUUGUUCUCAUAUUCUCAAUUACAGUGGAAAUUUAAUGGAGCCACCAUUUCAGAGCCAAAAGAAAUUUGGAACAAACUUCACAAAGCUGGAAAAGAAAACUAUUCGAGGAAAGAAAUAUGAUUCUGACUCUGAUGAUGAUUAAUUCUUUAUAAAUCGUCUCCUGACUUCAGAAUUAGAUGUGUUUUCUAAAUUCUGUUGAUUUCAGUACAUUCGUCUCCUAAUGGUCACAUUCUAGAGUUUUAUGCAGUUGCAUCACAUUGAAAAACAUCUGUGAUAUUUUCUUUGUGGAGCUCGUGUUUAAGUUGAGGAAAACUUCUGAGUUCUAAAAUUAUCUGAGGAGGGUCUGGAUUCUCUAUUUUUGAGAUUGGUUUUAUCACAAUAUGAUUCUUACAUUUUUAUACCAUUCACAAUUGUGUUUUUAAUCUACUGGAUUGGAAAUAGAAAUUCAGCACACUAUUCCAGGACUAAUUCUUACCCAGCAUUAUUUACUUUAUAAAGAGGUCAAGUAACAUUUACUGGUGUAACAGACUGCACUUGUAAAUGAUUAGAAACACUCUUUACUUCUGGAAUACAUUUAAGUAACUAUUAAAGAACUGUAUAUAUUCUGUAUGCUGCAUGGUGUUGUUGAGUCAACUGAUGGCAACAGCAAGCUUUUUCAGGUUGUGAACAUACUGCCUUAUUUAAAGGGUCUUGAUUGCUUGUAUUUUAAGACAUGUAUUAAACGAUCAAGAAGCACUUUUGAAAUGGCAACGUGAGGAGACGUACAGACCCCUCAGUGAAACAGUCAUAACUGGUAAAUAUUUUUUUAGAAAUUAAAGUCUCUGGAAAUUG
This is a messenger RNA of Kogia breviceps (pygmy sperm whale), 1611 nucleotides long. The record is from RefSeq and is a predicted model, not a curated record. NCBI's taxonomy places the organism in Eukaryota, Metazoa, Chordata, Mammalia, Artiodactyla, Physeteridae.